GCAGGUCCGGCAGCGUCUGUGAGGAGAAAAUGGUUGACGUCUCAGGUUACAGCGGAGAAGGCCGUUUGGCCUGUCGAGUCCAUUAAUAGUCCUAUCAAAUUAUCAAGAUGGACGAUGGAAAGCAAGCGAAUGCUUCUGAAAGAAAAGUAGUAAAAGUGGAAGAUGUAAUGGGAAGUCAUAUUGAAGACCCAGUUACUUUCUGGGGUCAGAGUAUUGAAUUAAUUCAAGACCUUCUUAAGGUGUCCACUGCUUUGACAGAAAUUUGCCCGUUUGCUGCCAAAGUAUUUGGAGAUCCGGUUCCUGAAAAGAUUUAUGGUGGAUUAUAUUCUGAGGAUCAAUGUUGGUAUAGAUGUAAACUGAAAAAAAUGAUGACAAAUGAAAAGUGCCUGAUGACGUAUGUUGAUUAUGGAAAUUCUGAAACUCUAAAAAAGUCAUGUAUCGUUGAACUUCCAGAAGACUUACAGCAUCCAGGUUUGGCCAGCAAGUUUAGACUUUGGGGUCUUCAGGUUCCACCUAAGCAAGAUGUCACUCCAUUUGACCAGGGAAGAAGAUUUCUGGCCAGUUUGAUUAAUGACAAAAUAAUUAGAAUCAGUCACAGAGAUACAGCUCAGGAUGGAACCUUUCUCGUUGAUGCUGAGAGUGAUGCUCUCAACAUUGGUCAAGAAGUUGUGGAGAAGGGGUUUGCUGAAAAGUGCAAUGUAGUUUCUGCCUACAACUUUGAAGGAUUAAAGAAUAAUGCAACCGUGCUGAUUGCUGGCAGGAAUACAGGGGGAGUUCAAGGACUCAGCAGUGGUUCACAGAAAGUGAAGAAUAUGCUGGAGUUAAGAAAUGACCAUCUAGGAAUCAAACCAAAAGGUCGAAUGCAUGCCAUUGAACAUAAAAGCAGAGGGCAAAAGAUGGAUGGGAAAGAUGCCCUUGCGUAUGCACUGGCGAGAAAAUCACUGAGCCACUGUUGUUCAGGACAGAAGCAGGACAUGAUCAAGAUGCAACACAGUCAGAAAUUACUGGAAGAUCAAAAUGAGAAGUUGAGAGUAAAAAACAUCACUUAUCUCCAGAGCUGCCGUUUCCUGGAAGGGCAGCUUAAGCAGCGGCAGCGUGAAUUGAAAAAAAUGGAAGAAGAAUUAAAACAGCAUCAAGAAGCAGAAUUGAAAUUAGCAGAUGAACUAAACCAUGCUGUUGAAACAAAGCUCAAACGUUUGGCAGGGAAGGUUGAGAAACUAAAACAGGUUAGGAGUGAGUUAAAUGAGAAUCGUCUUGGAGAUGACCUUUCUGAUGCAAUGAGGGUAGUAAUUGAAGGACGUGUUUGUACACCUCACUCAAUGAAGGAUCUCGAAAGUAUUUGGAAUGAAUACAACUUGGCUCAAGAAACACUUCAAAAAUGCAAUUCAUUGGGUGAAGUGCACAACCUCAUCGUCAAGCGUAACAAGAUACGCAACAUACUUUAUGCAGCAGCUGAGGAGUUCACCUCUGAAGUUGACAUAUUGUCCAUCAGAGAUCGUGUAGACGUUCUGAAGUGUUUAACUUGCUCACUGAACACUGCUUAUGGCCCGUAUGAAGUGGAGCACCACUCGUACAAAAUGUUUGAUCAAUUUAUUGAGUGGAGAGACCGUAAACUGCAGGAGUUCGGCGAUGUUAAGGAUAGAACAGCCAAGUCUCUGCAGGUGCUCUCAGAAUGGUUUGAUAAAACCGCCAUGUUGUUUGACCUGAACUCCAGAGUUUCCUCAUCCUCAGUGGAGCCCAUUAAAAGUGUUGAUGUUUUGCUGGAUGAAGUGGAACGUGACGUAGGCAAAGAACUUGAAGUUUCAAUUGCACAAAAAUGUGAAGCUGAUGAGAAGAUUAUCCACAGUGCCUUCAAUGAAGUGAUGCAAAAGAUCAAAGAGGAACAGGACCUACUUUUGAUUAUUGAAAACAGAUAUGCAGACAGCGUUCAGUUUAAGGAGCAAGUUGGACAAUGGCGUAACACUUGUCCCAGUGUUGGAGAUCUGUUGUCGAUCAAAAGAUCAGUGAAGAAUCUUAAAGCUCAGCUGAGGUGGAAACUGGUUGAAAAGAACAAUAUAGAAGAUUUGGGCAAUUAUGAUGAUGUAAAGAUUCAGAAGAUAAAGGAAGAAAUACAGAAACUCAGAGAUAACAUCUAUGAAGAAAUCUGCUGUGAAAGAGAAGAAUAUGAGAGACUUGAUAAUAUUGUUCAGAAUUGGUUUCCUGAGCUCGCUCUCCUCCAUCCUGAAGCAGCAAUCAAGAGAUACAUGCAAUCAGCUGGACUUCUCAAUGAGAGCCUAGAGCGUGAUUUGUUUGACCCCGAGCCCAUGAGAGAACUGAGCAGCAAGCGACCAUUAGUUUGCUCCCAAGUUAAAUCCAAGAGAAUUCUCUUAAAGGGAUAUUCUGUGGAUUUUGCCACAGAAGCCAACAUGAUAGAGAGGGCAGCUGAAUAUCAUCGAGCUUGGUCUGUGUUGAAGGAAAACUCUGGACUUCUACCAAUUUUGUACCUGUUUGCUUGCAAGUCUGAGCCAGUGGCAUAUGUCAUGGUACCAUUUUAUCCAGGAUGUUGUUUGAAAACUGUGCAGGACACCAACCCCCUAAACUCAAUGGAGGUAAUUAGAGUCAUGCAAGGUGUUGCAGCAGGUCUACAGACACUUCAUAACUCAAACAUUGUUCAUGGUGCUCUACACCCUCACAAUGUGUUUGUUGUUGACCGUCAACGUGGAAUCGUUGGAGACUUUGAUUUUACCAAGACUGCUGAUCAACGUAAUUUUGUCAGCUGGAUGGUGGCUGAUAAACUGGAUCUUGUAGCCCCGGAGGUCAGAAGUGGCCAAUCUGCUGGCCCGCCGUCUGACAUGUUUGCUUAUGGAAACCAGCUUCUGUGGUUGAAUUUCCCUAGGAAUGAUUUCACAGUAAAUCCUGAUGGUACUGUAGACUUAAGUGAGCUAAGUAUGGACCCUAACCUGCAGAGCUUGGUGUUGCGGUUGACUUGUUCCAACCCUGUUGACAGAUUGAGAGCUGACCAGUUGAUAAAGGAUGAUUAUUUUCUGGCAAUUAAAACUGACACCAUUCAGGAACUCAGUCCUUCGACUUUGGAUGCAAACAAUGUGACCAGCAUCUUUGUAGAUGAAACCAAUUCAGAAUUGCCUGGUGAAAUGGCAACAUAAAACCUUCCCCAAAUUUGUUUUACAGUUGCAUUUUCAUUAAUUCUAUCAAUGAAGUUUUGUUUCAUCAAGUGUUUCUGGUGACUUCUUCGGCUUUGUAAAAGUUUAUGUAGAACCUAAGAAGAUGCUUUUGAUGCUAAUAUAACUUCUGGGGAAAUGUUUCUCAUGAAUAACAGCAGUGAAGUUCUUUGUUUCUUGUUUUUUCAGCCUUGGAUUGCUGUUUAAUUUGAGAAAAAUAAAUUGUUUUGCAAAAAAUACUGAAAAAUAACUAGCCCAAUAUCUGCUCAGUGUUCAGUAGGCAGUUCUUCAUUUGUAAUAAACAACUAGAAAGGAAAGCCAGAUACUAGUUGGACUGUUUGUGAUGUGAUCUUUUCAUUGACUAGAUGGAAAGUGCUCUUUGAUGACCUGCACUCGGGCAAGUUGCUGAAGUAGUUUCUGCCAGGGCUAUACCUUUAAUGAGGGACUUGGUUUAAUGUGUGGCUUCUGUAGAGAAAGGUGCAUCACCUUCAAGUAUUCUGGCUGACCAAGGGAGAAUGUUUGAAAUGUGUGUUCUACUACCAUUGAAGAUCUUAAUAUAGAACAAAACCAACUGAUAAAAGUUGAGGAAGAAGAAAGAGAACUACAUGAGAUUGUUUUAGAAGAAAAAUUAUACAUUCCAGUUUAGUGAAGGUUUGUCUGUUCAAGCAGUUUCUCUGCUUUAGCAAUGCACUUAAUAAAGAAUUAAAAUGUUCUCACUGCUGUUACGAGCUCAAUAAAAUAGCCACUAAACCUGAUUUAUGCAUAGUCUGUUACUAUUAGUGGUAGAACAAGUGUUCAUAUGAAGUUACUGAAAACCUGCGGUGUUUAACAUUUGGUUCAGGUUGUGAAGGGUUCUUGACUGAAGGCAGGAACAGUUGUUGCCAAGCAGAGGUAUGGUAGGACAGUAGCUGAGUCUAAUCACUGAAGACGUUCUGAGAAUGA
Molecule: messenger RNA, 4100 nt
Organism: Pristis pectinata (smalltooth sawfish)
Lineage: Eukaryota; Metazoa; Chordata; Chondrichthyes; Rhinopristiformes; Pristidae
Product: serine/threonine-protein kinase 31-like
Exons: 24
Coding region: 108-3143 (1011 amino acids)
Biological process (GO): protein phosphorylation
Molecular function (GO): ATP binding; protein kinase activity
Source: RefSeq, a predicted model, not a curated record